AUGGUAACAGGCUCGUUAGUUAUAUGCGUUCUCAUCAAGUCAAAGCAACAUGCCAAACUAAUAAUCAAUAACACUCCAGAAGCUAAGGCUGAUGUGAAAGAACAGGUCGUCAAAAAACCUGAAGAUAAAGCUUCGCCAUCAAACUUGGGUUUUAGCGAGAAACAAAGAAUCUAUAGCACAAUUUCAUCGGACUCUAAACUUGAUUUCGAUUUAAUUAUUUACCCCAUUAACAUGUCACCAAUAAAAAAACAAAAACUACAGGAUGUUCGCAGUUUUUUACCAUCUUGGACAAUUGAUUACGGCUUUAUUAAACAUGGAGAUAAGAGUCGUUGUGGUCUGUGUUCCGAAGUUAUUGUAUGUCGAACAUCUUCUAUUAAACGACAUUUUGAAACUAAUCACAGAGAAAUUUCUGAAAAAAAUAUUGCCGAAAGAAGAGAAUUAAUAUCACAACGAUUAAAAGAUGUUGAAAAACAAUCAAAUUUGUUUUCAAGAUUUGUGAAAACUCCUAAUAAUAUAACAGAAGCGAGUUUUGAAAUUUCUUAUUUGAUUGCUAAACACUCGAAACCAUUUUCUGACGGAACGUUUAUAAAAACACUUAUGUUAAAAGCUGCUUCCAGUUUGUUCCAAGAUUUCAAUAAUAAGGAAAAAAUUCUCCAAAGAAUACAAGAAUUACAGAUGAGUAGAAAUACUAUUAAACAAAGAAUUUUAAAAAUGAGCAUUAAUAUUUCCGAACAACUUCAAACCGAUAUUAAUAGUUGCGAUUUCUUCUCAAUUUGUUUGGAUGAAACAACUGACAUAAACUCGUCUGCCCGAUUAGCAAUUUUUGCACGUUAUUCAAAAGGGAAUGAAAUACGCGAGGAGCUGUUGAAAUUAGCAAAUAUACCGGAAAGAACAAGAGGUGCAGAUAUUUCACCUAAUAUGACUGGUCCGGCAACAGGGUUUGUUAAUUUAUUUCAAGAACAUGUCGGACAUCCGAUUAUAAGAUUUCAUUGCAUCAUUCACCAGCAAAUGCUUUGUGCAAAAGUAGGUACUAGCGAUUUAAAAGAAGUUUCAGAAAAAGUUAAUAAAAUUAUAAACUUUAUUGUUGCACGUGAUAUGCACAAAAGACAAUUUAAAAAACUUUUAAAUGAUGUCGAUUGUGGAUAUGACACUCUUUUAAUGUGCAAUAACCAACAGUUUGCACAAAGAUUUCUCGAUUUUAAAAGGAUCGAAAAUAUUUUAAAAAUUAUUAAUUACCCAGAUUUAUUUGAUAUGCAAGAUUGUGACAAUAACCUCCUUAAUUGGAUGCGAUUAGAUAAUUUAGAAAUGCAAAUUAUUGAUCUGCAAUCCAAUCCAAUUUGGGUAAAUAAAUUUGUGAAUAUGCGGAAGCUUGUUGAAGAUUUAGAAAGCCAUCGAUCCCAAAAUGUGGAAUCAGAAUGUUUCAUGGAAAGUAAAAUUUUAGAAGCUUGGAAUAGUAUGCCAGAUACCUUUUAUUCUGUCAAAAAAUUAGCAAUCUCGUUGUUAACGAUUUUCUCUUCCACUUACUCUUGCGAAAGUCUUUUUUCCGUUUUGAAUCAUGUACAUUCAAAGACUAGAAACAGAUUAACAGCGGAAGAUUCGGCAGCAUGUAUUACUCUGCAGUCAACAAUGAACAGAAUUGUCAGUAAUAAAUCUCAACUAAAUAGGAUAACUGAAAUAAUGGAGGAGAAUUUAGAUAUUGCAAGAAAUGUUUGUUCAAAAACUUGUAGCCAUAAAUUUUGGAACAAAAUUUCGAAUGAAUUAAAUGGUAUAGGACCUCCUACAAGAGAUCUCUAA
Messenger RNA from Condylostylus longicornis, 1794 nucleotides. Its product is annotated as zinc finger BED domain-containing protein 5-like. Lineage: Eukaryota; Metazoa; Arthropoda; Insecta; Diptera; Dolichopodidae. The transcript is spliced from 6 exons. The coding region runs from base 1 to 1794 and encodes 597 amino acids. The record is from RefSeq and is a predicted model, not a curated record. Gene Ontology annotation, molecular function: protein dimerization activity.